CACACACACACACACUCCCACUUCAUUCUCACAGAGGCGUGAGCAGCAGCGGCGGAGUGCGUCCGUCACUCAGACUCGGUCAACAACCUUUUGUUUAGGACCCGCGGCACUUUCUUUUUUCAUUAUUUGAACUGGAAUAUUUCCCCCCCUCAACCCCCGCACCCCCACCCCGCGAAGGAGCAGGACUCCCCCCCCCACCACCACCCACCCCUUCUUUCAAACUUUUCAAUUUUCCAGAUAACCCAGCAGACUUCUGUUUCAGAAGGGGCCGGGGAGAAGAAAUUUCGAAACAGAAAAGGAAAGAAAUGGCUUCGAAAGGGAUCGAUGGUAUGAAGUUAGCGGAGGACCAAAUCAAAGUGCUGGAGGAGAAUUUCAGAGUCAGUAAGCAUCCGGAUGAGGCGUCGCUCAUGCUGAUCGCUGCGGAGUGCGACCUGUCCGAGGAGGAGACACGGAAAUGGUUCACGUUACGCAACGCACUGUGGAGGGAAGCGGAGGGACUUCCAGCCAAACUGGGCUCUGUCAAAGACUGAAGUCCAAGUGAUGCGAGAAGGGAGACCACCUCCGACUGCCCGUACGCCUCCUCCUGAUGCCCGAAGUCACUUGCCGACCGGCUCCCGGAAGAACACCCCCCCCCCGACAACACUCUUGACCCCCAACACCCCCCCACCUCCACCACCACCACCCACCCUGCGCCCCCAUCCCUCCAUCCUCUGUUUUGUACCUAUGAAGCUAUUUUAACUUACGGAAUGUGAAGUUGUGUUUGAGAGAUUGUGUGAGAAAAUUUUUUUUUUUGCCAACAUAGCCGCUGUGUUUACAUAAAUAAACAGAUAUAUGAUUGUUAAAAUAAGUAAAUAAAGAAACAAA
Lampris incognitus (smalleye Pacific opah) is the source of this 864-nucleotide messenger RNA. It is a transcript of the gene hopx, whose product is annotated as HOP homeobox. The transcript is spliced from 2 exons. Gene Ontology annotation, cellular component: nucleus. Gene Ontology annotation, molecular function: DNA binding. Gene Ontology annotation, biological process: cell differentiation; regulation of transcription by RNA polymerase II. Bases 306 to 530 code for a protein of 74 amino acids. NCBI's taxonomy places the organism in Eukaryota, Metazoa, Chordata, Actinopteri, Lampriformes, Lampridae. The record is from RefSeq and is a predicted model, not a curated record.